AUGUAUCUCUCAAUCUUCCGGUCCCUGGUAGCCCUGACAAUGCUGUCAGGGAUGCCUGUCUGCAUGGGAUUGUCGCAGGGACACCUGAAGCGCGACCUGAAGCUUGCUGCAGAGGCCGGAAUUGAUCCAGAUAUGAUGUUGCGCAGUGGAGGGAAUAGUAUGCAUGCCAUGGUACAUGCCACUGAAGCAGCGAAUAUCACCCCACAAUAUGUUGAGUUGCCAAUUGAUCACAAUGACCAUUCCAUCGGAACAUACAAAAAUCGUUACUGGGUAUCCGACCAAUAUUAUCGUGGAGGACCGGUCUUCGUGUAUGAUGUCGGCGAGGCUUCGGCUGAAAGCCCAGCGAAUACACAAAUGGGCAAUGAGACGUCAUUUUUCGCCGAGAUGCUAAAGCAGUUUGGCGGAAUGGGGAUUGUCUGGGAACAUCGAUAUUAUGGCGAUUCUCUACCCUUCCCGAUUUCAACUGAAACUCCACCGGAGUAUUUUAAAUACCUCACUACAACGCAAGCCCUGGCCGAUAUCCCAUACUUUGCAAAGAACUUCACUCGCUCGGCGUAUCCCCACAUUGACCUCGCACCCUCCGGAACACCAUGGGUCAUGCUAGGAGGAUCUUAUUCCGGUAUGCGGGCAGCUUUCACCCGUAACUCAUACCCUGAGACAAUAUUCGCCUCGUUUGCCUCUUCCGCGCCCGUUGAGGCCCGGAUCGAUAUGAGCAUGUAUUUCGAUCAGGUCUACGACGGAAUGGUUGCCAAUGGAUAUAGCAACUGCACCAAGGACAUCAAAGCUGCCCUUCAGUACAUUGAUGGCGAGCUCGCGAAAAAUGCAUCGGCAGCUGCUGGCAUAAAAAAAGCGUUCUUUGGUCCAGGUGCGGAAGAAAACAGCAAUGGGGACUUCACCGCCGCUCUCGCCGGAGUUUAUGGAUAUUUUCAGGCCUAUGGUCUCGGUGGCGGGGAUGGCAGCCUGGGAAAUCUUUGCGAGCACAUGGAAACCGAUCCUGCAACUCUAACUGCUGCUGGUCCUCGUGGAUUUGCGCCCUAUCGAGGUCGCAAAUACGUUGCGGAGCGAUUCUCUUCGUGGCCGAUUUUCACGCGUCUGAUCAAUUACAACUACGACACAAACUGCGAACAACUUGACGAUACGCUACCUUUAUCAUGUGUGCUUAAUCCAAAGUCUGUCGACCCGGAUACAAUAAGCUGGACUUGGCAGUUUUGCACGGAAUGGGGGUACUAUCAGAGCAAUAACUUUGGUCCUCACUCCCUUCUGUCCCGGUAUCAAACUCUCGACUACAUGCAGUAUACCUGCAACCGACAAUUUCCCGAGGCGUUGAAAGCGGGCCUGAUGCCGAAGAGUCCUCAGGUAGAAGCCACCAACAAUUUAACUGGAGGGUGGAACAUACGCCCAUCCAAUGUCUACUGGAGCGGUGGCCAAUUCGACCCUUGGAGGACUCUUUCUCCCCUUGCCACUGAGAAGUCCGCCCCAGGUGUAGCACUUACAACAAAAGUCCCAAAGUGCAAUGUGAAAACGGACACUGAGACUCUAUUCGGAUACAUCAUGCCGAAUGCCGAGCAUUGCUUCGACUUCCAGAUGGACUUUGGCCCGGGCAAGGUAUCCCGAGAAUAUUUCUACCAGGCUUUGACCGAAUGGCUCCCCUGUUUCCAGGGGCAAAAUCACAGCCAGGUCCACCAUUAG
Penicillium waksmanii is the source of this 1689-nucleotide messenger RNA. Its product is annotated as putative serine peptidase, family S28. Bases 1 to 1689 code for a protein of 562 amino acids. Lineage: Eukaryota; Fungi; Ascomycota; Eurotiomycetes; Eurotiales; Aspergillaceae. Gene Ontology annotation, biological process: proteolysis. The record is from RefSeq and is a predicted model, not a curated record. Gene Ontology annotation, molecular function: dipeptidyl-peptidase activity; serine-type exopeptidase activity. The transcript has 3 exons.